GAAGGAAGCGCGCGCCUCCUCUCCAUCACAUUUCACUUUCCAAACACUGACGAGAGAACAAAGGAGUCACCAUGUAGAAUCCGCCAGGUAACACUCACAGUAUCUCGGAUCAAGCCGUUUUAUUUUUUUCUCUGAGGAUUCCCAGCUCCGAUUGUGCCGCUUUGGAAGGCUGUCGAUCCAUCCAUCCUGGAGGAGACGCGCUGCUCGCUGGAUGGAUGCGGGCUCCCGUCCUCUGUCGCUCUGACUCCUACAGACUCUGUGUUCAUUAAGAAAAAACCUUGAUGAUCUGGCUUUGACGGGAAAGUUUAUCGCUGAUUUGAUGCAAGUUCCUUCUAAGAGCAGUGACGUCUAAAGGAAGCCUUAGACCUACCUUCUGCUUUGUAAUGGCAACAGGAGUAGCAGCAUGGCUUCCAUUUGCUAGGGCUGCGGCCAUCGGGUGGAUGCCUGUGGCUAGCUGCCCCAUGCCCAUUGCUCCGAGAGACAAUAGCAAAAAACAAGAUGAGCUGAUCGUCCUUAAUGUCAGCGGCCGCCGUUUUCAAACAUGGAGAACAACUUUGGAUCGAUACCCUGACACGCUUCUGGGCAGCUCAGAGAAGGACUUCUUCUACAAUGAGGAAACCAAGGAGUACUUCUUUGACCGAGACCCUGAUGCCUUUAGAAGCAUCCUCAACUUCUACCGAACAGGAAAGCUCCACUAUCCCCGUCAUGAGUGUAUCUCAGCCUACGAUGAGGAGCUGACAUUUUUCGGCAUUAUACCUGAGAUCAUAGGUGACUGCUGCUAUGAAGAGUACAAAGACAGAAAAAGGGAGAACUUGGAGCGGCUGCAGGAUGACCAGGAGGAAAACAAAGACUUGAAGCAGCCCAAUUUAAACUUCAGAGAGACCAUGUGGCGCGCCUUUGAGAAUCCCCACACCUCUACCCUGGCCCUGGUCUUCUACUAUGUCACCGGCUUCUUCAUUGCCAUCUCAGUCAUCACCAACGUGGUGGAGACGGUGCCCUGUGGUUCUACAACCAACCAAAAAGACAUGCCAUGUGGCGAACGCUACACUGUGGCAUUUUUCUGCAUAGACACUGCCUGUGUCAUGAUAUUCACUGUGGAGUACCUACUACGCCUGUUUGCUGCACCCAGCCGUUACCGUUUCAUGCGCUCUGUGAUGAGUAUCAUUGAUGUGGUGGCCAUUUUGCCAUACUACAUUGGGCUUGUGAUGACAAACAAUGAGGAUGUGAGUGGUGCCUUUGUGACGCUGCGUGUGUUCCGAGUGUUUCGCAUCUUCAAGUUCUCCCGCCACUCCCAGGGCCUUCGGAUCCUUGGCUAUACGUUGAAGAGCUGUGCCUCAGAGCUAGGCUUUCUCCUUUUCUCUCUCACCAUGGCCAUCAUCAUCUUUGCCACGGUCAUGUUUUAUGCCGAGAAGGGCUCCAGCUCCACCAAGUUUACCAGCAUCCCAGCUUCAUUUUGGUACACCAUUGUCACCAUGACUACCUUAGGAUAUGGUGACAUGGUACCAAAAACCAUUGCUGGGAAGAUUUUUGGUUCCAUCUGUUCUCUGAGCGGCGUGCUGGUGAUUGCUUUGCCUGUCCCCGUCAUCGUGUCAAACUUCAGCCGCAUCUACCACCAGAACCAGAGGGCAGACAAACGUCGAGCCCAGAAGAAAACCAGGCUGGCCAGGAUAAGAAUAGCGAAGUCUGGCAGCGCCAACGCCUUCCUCCAGAGCAAACAUAACGGACUCCUCAAUGAACUGCUGGAACUGACAGGUUCAGAAGUGGAUGAGCAGAAGCUGAUAAAGUCCACCUCUCUGUUAGAGAGCCAACACCACCACCUGCUGCACUGUUUGGAGAAAACCACAGCUCAUGAGUUUGUGGACGAGCAGGUAUACGAGCAGAACUGUAUGAAAGCAGCAUUGCAGACCUAUCCAUCACAGAGUCCCUCAAUAGCCAGCCACGACAGUCCUGCAGUGACCUGCUGCGGCACGAGAGGGAAGAAAAAUAGUCCUCUGCCAAACACUAGCCUCCCCCCCACAAACCCGGUCCCAUCACAACGAGGCCCGCCGCAGGAGCUCAGCGCCCUUCACAUACAGGGCGGUGACCCACUGGCACAGACAAGCAGUCGUUCAAACCUCAACUUGAGAACUAAUGAGAGCAACAGGAUCAACUGUAAAAGUGGCCGAAUCACCACAGCCAUCAUCAGCCUCCCUACGCCCCCCGCUUUAACCCCUGAUGCCGAUGGCCUCCACGGGCCGCCGCAAAGAAGGCCGCCCCCUCCUCUGGGUCACCCAGCAGCUCCAAGCAUUCAGACCACAACAAGCUCAGCUGGUACCAACAUUGUCAAAGUCUCAGCUUUGUGAUUCCCAGCCGGGCUGCUUUAACUUUACUCAGCAGGAGGCAGAGAAGGGACCGAGGGGGUAAAGCAACAGUUAUUCUUGCUGAAUGCACUGCGUCCCCUGCUCACAGUGUCGGCAAUCACAGAGCAAAACUUCAGAAUUAUGGAGACAUCACUCGUGAACUUUAGAGAUUUGAACUGAGAAUGUCACACUUGUCAUUUUGUGUAAUUACUGUAGAUAUGAAGAGACUUGCUGCAUUUCUUAUAGUUUCUAAAAGCAGACGUCUUGCAGGUAAAAAGAAGAAAAAAAAAAGUGCAGUAAGAGUCACGACAAAGGCUGACAAUACGUCACAAACAGUAAGGUUAAAAUGAACUUAUUACAAUAUUUGUUGGCUUUGAAUAUUAAAGACAGAUAAAGAUGUUUAAAGUGUUUACUGUAAUUUUAUUGCUCUCGUUUGUGCUUUGUCUCGUUGUGUUGAAGUACUUUUUGGCUCAAAGAUAUAUUUUACACCGCCUGUAUUCUUUUAACCCAUUUUUCCCAAAACUGUUGACUAUUAAAACAGUGAUUUUGUGUUGGUAAAAGCUUGAAUCUAACCAUGUUAAUCAUCCAAGUUUAAAGGUCUUACUAAACUCUAAAUACUUUAUAUUAAAUGAAGCAAAGAAGUGAGCUUUAGAUUUACAGACAUGUCUGCUACAGUAAACAGUACUGAGGAAGUGUUUGCUCCUUAGAUUUCUUCUAUUUUUGCUAUUUCAGACACUUUUAUCAAAGAUAAAAGUUAAUAUGAAAAGUAAUUGCCUUCUAAAUCUAAUUACUUUUUGUCCCAGCUUUUGCAGCAACAGCUGUCAUCAAAAAAUGAGUCCCUCACAUUGCUGGGAGAAACUUUGGUCUGUGAUAUUGCAUUUUAGUCAGACUGUAGUAUUCAACGAUGUAGGAUUCAAGUGGAAGCCAAACAGUUACCUUCACUUUAGCUGUUGUUCUGGGCUCUUUUGUGACCAGUUGCAUUGUACUCUCUAAAUAAUGUUUUGGAAAUCUGGGUAUGAUUUUUGUUUCCUAAGAUCGUUUCUCCUACUUCAUGUUGUCCAAUAGGUUCUAUCAACAUGAUCUUUUGCUUCCACAGGUCUGGCAGUAAUCAGGCAUAGGUGUGUAGCUUGUAAAAACUGAAUUUAGUUUACAAAAAUUGGGUUUAUCACUGUCAAGUAAUUAUUUAAAGAAAGUCAGGAGUUUUUCCUUCAUCACAGGGUCAGGUUAUUUUGGGUCGAUACUUUGAUAAAUGAAUCGUGAUUUUUCAAAAUGCACUCAGGGUAUCUGAGUAGAUGUCAAAAUCUGCGGUUUUAAAGUAUAAAGUAUAAAAAUAAAAUAAGAUUGACAAAGUCCCUAAAGUGGGAAAUGAUUGUUUCUUGACUGUGUAGUUAUUUUUUGUAAUGUUUUAUAAAUUUUUAACAAAAGCAUUGAAGUGAAUAUUGGCUUGAAAUAUUUCAAAGAUUCAAAAAACAAUGUAUGCACUUAUAAUAUAUGUUACUGAUCAUCAGCUCUGAUGCUUGAGGUUUUUUAAGUGAUUGGUUGUGGUUGUUGAUCUUGUUUCUACCUUUGAAUGAUACUUCAAUGAUACUUCGUUAGCCGAUAUAUUUCUAAAAUGUAAGGUCAUAUAAUCUGAUAAUAAUUGGGGGGAAACCUGACUUAAAAGUUUAUGUUAAACUUUUUUAAACCUCUUUUGGUACCUUUAGUGUCCAAUCAGGGUCAAACAAUGUUCCUUUUGAAUUCUGUAUAAUUCUUUACAAUGCAUUAAAACAAGCAAUUCUAUGUUCAAAGUAUGUGAUUACUGCAGGCGAGAAGAAUGAAAAAAAUUAUAAUUUGACCAGCCGAAAGAUUUUUGUUGCUUUUGCAGUGACACAAAUGAUACAAUUUGUGAUUUCAGCAUUUUUACCAUGUUUCUAGAUGAUCUGACAAACAACUAAACAUAUUUCAUAGGUUGUAAGAGUCAUUAUUCAUGGAAGUUUUUACUUCAGCUGCUUCUGCCAUACAUGAUGUCUGCUACUGGUCAAAGUUCUGACUAAUGAUGACCCAUUUUUGUCUAAUGAAUGAUUAAAUUAUAUCAUAUUCCUUCUUGAAAUCCAACUUAUUGUGUUCUGGGGGUUGUGCUUCACCCUCCUGAAAAAAACACCAUGAUGUGCAUUGAUGACAUGAAGCUACAGUCUGAACUUAACCUUUGUCUUUGAAAGAAGAGGCAAAUUUUUCUGCUUUACUGUGUGUGCAGAUGCACCACGCACCACCACCUCCAUUGCCAUUCUGGUGGCAACACCUUUUUGUUACAUACCUCCCAAGAGGAGAUGAUUCUGGUGCUUGCUGAACUCUCAAGGAAUAAGAACAACAUGUCACCCACCAUAGUUUAGGGUAGCCUGCUGUUUCUUGGACAGGAACUAUUAUGGACGCAGAAAAACAAUUGUUUUAGGCACUCAUCUAAUCCAAUUCUGCUGCAACCAACCUCCUAAUAAGAUAGAUCUGGAAUUUAAGCUCUUCCCUAUAUUCUUAGACUUAGACAAACGUUAUUGUUAUCUUGUAUGCACAGUAUACAAAACGACAUUCCGUUGCAUACGGCUUGUAACAGUUAAACAGUGAAAAAAACAAUACCAUUCAUAAAGUAAUGUUCAUUUCAUAUUCAAAUAUGCAACCACUAUAAGUUUUGAAAUGAUCAUUUUAUAUAAGGGUAAAAAAAUUUUUUUUUUGUAGUAAGGUGGACACUAUUACUAUUGCUGAAUGAUCAGUGAAUCAUUGUAAACAUACCAAAAGGUUUGUGUCACCGCAAGAACUUUUAACAGCAAAUGCUGUGUUUUUAGUCCAGUUUCCUGGUCUAUUAAACCUAGGACAGAUUUAUAUCUACCAAAGCAAGUGAACUGCUAAAACAAUAAACAAAUGAAUCUCAAAGAAGAAUGAACUGUGAACAAGAAAGAUUAAAUGCAAAUAAACUCCCUGCUUUUGCCAAGUUUUCUUUCAUUUCAUUUUGUUAAGCAACAUCAAGGAGUUCUCAAAGGGCAGCAGAUUAGACAUAAUUUUAGUUAUGCUGUAGAAAAUGUAUAAACGACCGCAGAAAGAAGGACAUUUAAAAGAUAACAAGUGAGUAAAGACUCAAAAUGUGCCAUGAUUUAUGUCACAGAUGUUUUUGACAGAUGGCAGUAUUGAAACAAAGAAAAAGAUGGAAAACUCAUGAAUUUUGAUCUGUUCAUUUUGUCAACUGCACAAAAAUUAUCUUUUGAGCUUUUUUUUUUCAGCUAAUUUGUGAGUAUUUGCCAAGUGUGAUGUAGUUAUUUGUUUCAAACUGUGUUGAUAAUUUCUGUUUGUGUGCUUGGUUUGCAGUAGCAAAUUCUGCUUGAAUUUUUUAAUGUCUUGAAUCAAUCAUCAAGUGGAGGUGUUUUUGCUGUGUCGGUGUAUUCUAUGUUUCUUUUCUGUGUUUUGCCAUAUCAUAGAUAAAACUUGUGCCAAAAUGGAAAUUUUUUCCAGUUUCUGUGAAAAGCUCAAAGUUCUUCUGCCACUUUAAAGAAUAUGAAAAUUUUUUUUUUUUUUUUUUUUGACACUGUUGAUUUAGUUGGUUGAGUUAUACUUGUUAUGGCUCAGUUACAGCUGGAACAGUAUUUUUACAUUAAUGCUUUUUCAAACAUCCUGCACCACCCUCUGCAGCAGAAGGUGUUGUCCUCAUGCUAAAGUGACCGAUGAUAUCCAUCCUUUUCUGAAAGAUUAACCUUCAAAAGCAUCAUUUGGGUCACUUUUUAAAAGCCUUGGCAUUCCUGUUUGUGCUUUUUCUUAUAAUUUUAUCCUUUCAAAUCUUAACUUUUCUGUCUGUUCAAUGUGAU
Messenger RNA from Cyprinodon variegatus (sheepshead minnow), 6163 nucleotides. RefSeq names its product potassium voltage-gated channel subfamily D member 3-like. The transcript is spliced from 7 exons. The record is from RefSeq and is a predicted model, not a curated record. Gene Ontology annotation, molecular function: protein binding; A-type (transient outward) potassium channel activity. Gene Ontology annotation, biological process: potassium ion export across plasma membrane; protein homooligomerization. The coding region runs from base 384 to 2342 and encodes 652 amino acids. NCBI's taxonomy places the organism in Eukaryota, Metazoa, Chordata, Actinopteri, Cyprinodontiformes, Cyprinodontidae. Gene Ontology annotation, cellular component: voltage-gated potassium channel complex; membrane; neuronal cell body.